AUGACGAUGAAAUCGCUGAAAUAUAGUGAGCGAGAGGAUAUGAUGGAGGGGUUUAGCCCGGUACCUCCACCGCUGCCGCGACGCCAGCCUGUCAGGAACAUCUACGCGGAACCCUUCGUAGACCCUAGGUACACGUCAUCGGGCGUGACUAACGAAUGGCUCGCCCUACAGACCCUAAAUUCCGAGUCGAUGGGCGGUACUGGCAUGUCGAGCGGUAUGGGCGGCGGGACAUUAGGCCACUGCCAGCUUGCCAACCAGCCGCUGGUGAUGCCAGUGUUCCCGCUGCGAGCCAGCCAGCCUAGUCCGGUUCCGGUAUACUCCCCGUCUCGCUUUCACAUAGACAAGCGAUGUCAACACCGAUGCACGUGGAAAUGCCUUGCAAUAGCCAUGAUUUGUCUUUGCGUCAUCCUGGCGGCGAUGCUCGCCUACUUUAUAGCGCUAUCGUCAAUUAAAACUAAUAUAGACAAUUCUAAUUGUAUUCUGGUACAAGAUGUAAAAGCAGUCACACAUUCACAUGGAAUUCGAGAUGCUUUAUCGACUUCUUCACCUUCAGAUGAAUCUAUAUCAACAUCAUCACUUGGUGGUUGGUCGACUACUGCUGAAGCGGCACUGGAGUCGGCAAUAAUACCUCAACAAGCACAGCAAGCUGCACCACCACCCUGGUCUCCAGCGUUAGAAGUGAGAGAGUUUGAUGAACUUCACAGCGCUACAAUACCAGCUUAUCAAUUCUGGAGUUCUGAAUUUCGCAACAAACAACCUGCCUUUGUUAGUCUUAAUUUUACUGUUCCGUGGGGCGCUAAUUUCGCUGUAUACGGAAGAAGGAAUGUUGCACCAAGUGUUACACAAUAUGACUUCGUAGAAUUUAUUCGCGGUGGCAGGGUUGAUCAUAGACUUAGAAAGAGAAGAAGCCCGCACAAACAUGAACCAACUUUUGUAGACUUCAAUGUGUUAUUAAGUACUAUUAGCCCAUUCCAAAGAUGGAACCAUACGAUAACCAAAAGAUCUACAGACAUGAGAGUCAAUGUAAGCAUACUUCAAUAUCUUGACACGGGAAGAUGGUUUAUUUCUAUAUAUAAUGACGAACUACAACCGCACCAUGUUGAAAUGAUCGUUUCUGAAGCCGAAGGCGUGACAAACUCUUGCCCUGACGAUUGCUCUGGACACGGAUCUUGUUAUCUUGGAAAAUGCGAAUGUAUGGAUGGUUUUGAAGGACAUGACUGUUCAAAGAGCGUGUGUCCUGUUCUAUGCUCUGGUCAUGGUGCUUAUGCGGGUGGUGUAUGUCACUGCUCUGAAGGUUGGAAAGGAGCUGAAUGCGACAUACCAGCGCACGAUUGUGAACCAGCUGAUUGUUCUGGCCGAGGUCAAUGCAUAGCUGGACAAUGUAAUUGCAAAGCUGGCUGGAAGGGGGCCAAAUGUGAUGAAGAGGAUUGCCUCGAUCCAACAUGUGGUGGUCAUGGUUCCUGUGUCCGUGGCCGGUGCGUUUGCCGCGCUGGCUGGCGUGGUGCAGCCUGUACUGAACGUGACGCACGUGUACAAAGAUGCUUACCUGCUUGCUCUCAAAGGGGUGUAUACGAUUUGGAUGCGGGAAGAUGUGUUUGUGAUCCAUUAUACACGGGAGACGACUGUUCUCAAGUGGUAUGUUCGUUGGAUUGUGGCCCCCACGGAGUUUGUGCGGAGGGAGUUUGUCGUUGCGAUGAUGGUUGGACCGGUUCAUUGUGUGAUCAACGACCAUGUGAUAGUCGCUGUCAUGAACAUGGUCAGUGCAAAAAUGGUACUUGCGUAUGUACACAGGGAUGGAAUGGGCGACACUGCACUUUACCUGGUUGUCCGAAUGGCUGCUCGCGCCACGGCCAAUGUUUGCUGGAAGAUGGCAUCUAUCGAUGCUCCUGCGCUGACGGCUGGGCUGGUACGGAUUGCUCUAUUGCACUUGAAUUAUCAUGCAGUGAUAAUGAGGAUAACGAUGAAGAUGGCAUGACGGACUGCUCGGACUCUGAAUGCUGCAGUCGACCAGAGUGUGCCGAACAUAUAAUGUGUUUGGCUUCCAACGAUCCUGUUGAAGUACUGCUUCGUAAGCAACCACCAUCUGUCACCGCAUCUUUCUACCAACGCGUUAAGUUCCUAAUUGAAGAAAACUCUGUCCAGAGUUAUGCGCACAUGGAUGAAUAUUCAGAAAGCCGAGUGUCGGUGAUGCGGGGGCAGGUUGUCUCGCCGCAAGGGCUCGGCAUCAUCGGUAUCAGGGUGUCCGUUGAUCGUGAGGCGCGAUUUGGGUUCACGCUCACUCGGCAAGGUGGAUGGUUCGACGUGCUGGUGAAUGGAGGAGGAGCAGUUACAUUGCAGUUCCAGAGAUCACCAUUCAAGCCACUUCGAAAGACGGUGUUUGUACCAUGGAACCAAAUUGUAGUAUUACCACCUGUACAGAUGGAGUUAAGCGAUGACAGCAUCAAAGUACCUACACCGAGAGCACCACCUCGAUUGGAUUGGUCACCCAUGCCUCAAUGGUGGGAGUCGGAAAUUCCGCCAUGUAGUGCGCACGAUCACGAACGUCUCAGACCUGAAGUAGUAGCGAUGCCAGCACUAGCUGCACCAGCCAUUUCAUCCCCCACAACAUCAACUGUCAUAUAUCCUGAGGCACAGAUUGUAAGCGAGUCUAUUGGGAUACCUGGUUCAUCGGUGAAACUAACUUAUCGUUCAUCACAAGCAGCUGGAUACUUAUCAUGUGUACACAUCCAAUUGACCCGAAGAGUGGUGCCGGCCUCUCUUACUCGGGUGCAUGUACGCGUCGAGAUCGAGGGCUCUUUACAUACCCACACUUACGAAGCCGAUCCAGACUUGACACAUGUUUUUGCUUGGAAUAAGAGAAAUGUCUAUAAACAAAAGGUAUACGGACAAGCACAGGCUAAAAUUUCAAUUGGCUAUGAAUAUACUACGUGUUCGGCAAUUGUAUGGGAAACGCAAACUGCAACUUUAACUGGUUUUGACGUUGAUAUUUCUGAUAUCGGUGGUUGGGGCCUAGAUAUACAUCAUCAUUAUAACUUCCAUGAAGGAAUUUUACAAAAAGGAGACGGUGCUCUGUUACAUUUAAAGCAAUAUCCCCGAACUGUUCAGGUGGUAAUGGGUACAGGGCUUCAAAGGUCCUUAAAUUGUCCUGAUCAUUGUAAUGGCAAAGCGGCUGAUUCGCGACUUUUAACACCAACUGCACUCACUUCGGGACCUGAUGGAUCACUAUAUGUCGGGGACUUUAAUCUUGUACGACGGAUUACUCCGGAAGGAGUCGUUACGACUGUGCUUCAAUUAGAAACAACACAAGUUGCAUAUCAAUACUACAUCUGCAUAUCGCCAGCAGAUGGGUAUCUUUACAUAUCAGAUUCUGAAAGACAUCAAGUUAGAAGAGUCGUAGUUCUAGACAAAGUACGAGACCCUGCAAUGAAUUCUGAGCCUAUAGUCGGAAAUGGUGACCGUUGUGUGCCAGGAGACGAUUCCAACUGCGGUGAUGAAGGACCUGCUAUAAACGCUAAAUUGGCCCAUCCGAAAGGUCUUGCUAUAGCAGCGGACAGAACAAUGUAUAUCGCAGAUGGAACAAACAUACGUGCUGUUGACCCAAGCGGAAUAAUCCACACGCUUGUGGGACAUCACGGACAUCACAAUCAUUGGUCCCCCGUACCUUGCCGAGGUGCCAUACCACCUUAUGAAGCUCAGUUACAAUGGCCCACUGGUGUGGCUUUAUCUCCUCUAGAUGGAUCGUUGUACUUUAUAGACGACAGAAUUAUCUUAAAAUUAACAGUUGAUAUGAAAAUAAAGGUGGUGGCUGGUCAACCAUCACAUUGUCGACUUGGAAGUGAUGGUAAACCAAUUGUCAAACCCACAAACAGAACAAAUACAGAGUUCAGGGAAGAUUCUAGUUUAGGCACAAUUCAGGCAUUAGCAUUUGCACCAAGUGGUAUUCUAUAUGUUGCGGAAUCCGAUGCUAAAAAAACAAAUACUAUCAAAACAAUAGAUCCAUCAGGAAAAAUAAUGCACUUUGCAGGAAAAGUGCAAGAAAACUUUAAAGAACUUAGUUGCGAAUGCAAUACGUCUAUUUCGGCUACUGUUAUACCAGUAAAUCUUCGCGAAGAAGGUGCAGGAUGUCCUUGUCGACUAAGUGUUGCAGUCGGGGAUGAGCCUCCAACUAACACAGAGACUCUGCUGUCAUCGAAUGCCAAAUUCCAAACAAUAUCUGCUUUAGCUGUGACACCAGAUGGUGUAUUAAAUGUGGUAGACCAAGGUUCACUUCACAUUUUGGCACUAAAACAUUAUUUACCUUCACACGAUGAAAACGGUGAAUUCAGAAUACCUUAUCCUCCUACAUCUGAAAUUUAUGUAUUCAAUCGUUAUGGUCAACACAUAACAACAAAAGAUUUAACUUCUGGAAAAACUAGAUAUUCGUUUUUGUACUCAAAGAAUACUAGUUUUGGAAAGUUAUCAACAGUAACAGAUGCAUCGGGUAAUAAAAUUCAACUAUUACGGGAUUAUAGCAACAUUGUUAGUUCAAUUGAAAAUACACAAGAUCAUAAACUCGAACUAAAAAUAUCUGGAAUUGGAUAUUUAACAAAAAUUACAGAAAAGGGAACGUCAGAAAUUGAAUUGGAUUAUGACGCUAACACAGGUUUACUAAACAGCAGAUCAGGGGCUGGUGACACAGCUAUUUACAAUUAUGAUGAACUUGGGCGUGUGACUAGAAUUAUAAUGCCUUCAGGGGAACAAGUUCACAUAACUUCGGGACUUGCUAAAAACUAUGGACUUGCAGUUACAGUAUCAAAUCCAACAAGUAAUAUUCCAGUAGGUGUGUCAAAGAAAUGCGAGUACGUCCUGCACGGACAAUCUUUUAAACAAAUAACAAUCAACAACGGAAAGCAAAUAACGGAGGGGCGAAUUUUUACUAAUAAUACCUUAGUGAUUGACACUCCGUGGUCAGGUAAAUUCGAAAGCAUAGCAGCAUCCAAGCAUCCAUUACUUGAAGCCGCUUUACCAAUUGAAGCUGAAAUGCUACAUAUGUGGUCACAUCAAACAACAACCUUUGGCGAUGGAUUAAUAAAUAAUAUGUAUUCAUUGUACACACUAGUAGGUGAUGUUAGAAAUCCACAACAAACCCUAAAUCGCGAAAUUUGGGUUAACGAUUCAAGAGUUUUAAUCAUCGAGUUUGAUCAAUUUAAGAGCAAGGAAACAUUCUUUAAUGCAGAUCGAAUGCCUCUAUUUACAAUAGCUUAUGAUGUUGCUGGAUUACCACUUUCUUUCACACCUCAUGGUGCUGGAGUACCUCUUAACAUUUCCUAUGACAGAUUUUAUAGAAUUAAUGGCUGGAAAUGGGGUGUCAGUGAAGAAACGUACAGUUACGAUCCACACGGUAUGCUGUCAGAAAUAACAAGCCCACAAGAUGGUACAAAGUUCAUUUAUUAUAACGAAGGCAACCUUGUUUCCAAAAUAACGUUAGCAAGUCAAAGGCAUUUCAAAUAUUCAUAUGAUAAUAGUGGUGGUCUUACUCAUGUUAUUCUACCAUCCGGAACAAAUCAUUCGUUUAGUGUUCAGCCUUCUAUUGGCUUUUUAAGAGUCACCUACACGCCACCUGGAUCUUUAAAGAAAUAUUUGCAACAUUAUUCUCACACAGGAGAACUUUUACAAACAGUUUUCCCAGGCGAUGGCGCCCGCAUCAUAUAUCGUUAUUUCACAACGAAUAAAGUGUCAGAAGUUGUGCAUGGUGAUGGCCAAACUCAAAUUCAUUAUUCAGAGAACAGUGGACUACCAUCAGAAAUAUUACAUGUAGAUCGGGAUGUCGAUUAUCGCUGGGAAUCUACUUAUGCUGGCGGUUUACUUGUAGAGGAAAGACUUGAUUACGGAGCUAAAACUGGAUUAAGUAACGCUAAAAUAAUAUACGAAUAUGACAAUAAUUAUAGAACAACAUCUGUCCAGGGUCGCAUUGGUGGUCAAACCCUAAUACCACAUCACAUUAUCUAUAACAGUAAAACUGGCGCAGCUGAAGUUUUAGGUCAGUUUACAGUUUCUAAACAAAAAUGGAAUGAAACUUCCGUAUACGACGGUAUUGCCAUGUUUUCUAGAACCUUGAAUGAUCAGUUCCUUGAAAAGGAAAUAUCUGUUAAUAUACACAGAAUGGAAGCAUUUAGAAUGGAAUUCGCAUAUGACAAACAUGGUAGAAUAAUUCAAACGCGAACGCAUACCAGAAACGUAGGAGUCAAUACCUACACCAAUGUUAAAAAUUACACGUGGGAUUGUGAUGGUCAAUUAACUGGAGUAGAAGCGCAGGAACCCUGGGGUUUUAGGUAUGAUGAUAAUGGAAAUAUGUUAUCAUUAACCUAUAGAGGAAAUACAAUUCCAAUGGAGUACAAUGACAUGGACCGUAUCAUCAAGUUUGGAGAAGGUCAAUAUCGUUAUGAUAGUCGAGGGCUUGUUUCUCAAAAUGCGAGGGAAGAACGAUUUCAGUAUAAUGCUAAAGGUUUACUUAUAAGAGCAACGAAACGAGGAAGAUUUGAUGUUCGUUACUAUUAUGAUCACCUUGACAGAUUGUCAACCAGAAAAGAUAAUUUCGGAAAUGUAACCCAAUUCUUCUAUACAAAUAAGGGAAAACCACAUGAAGUCAGCCAUAUUUAUUCACCACGUGAAAAUAGAUUCAUGACACUUGUUUACGAUGAUAGAGGCCAUCUUAUUUAUACUCAGGUUGCUCGUCAUAAAUAUUACAUCGCCACUGAUCAGUGUGGAACUCCAGUGAUGGUAUUCAAUCAAUAUGGAGAAGGCAUUCGAGAAAUAAUGAGAUCUCCUUACGGUCACAUUGUUUAUGAUUCCAAUCCAUACUUAUACUUACCAGUAGAUUUUUGUGGUGGAUUACUAGAUCAAGUAACGUCACUCGUACAUAUGGCGAACGGAAAAGUGUACGAUCCUCUUAUAGGACAAUGGAUGUCCCCGCUUUGGGAAAAUCUUAUAGAAAGAAUACACAAUCCAACGCAAUUACACUUGUACAGGUUUAAUGGAAAUGAUCCCAUAAACGUGCGACCACAGAACAAGAAACCAGCAGAUCACUUAUCUUGGCUAGCCUUACUAGGCUAUGAUACCAAGAGCCUAGCACCACAACUAUAUCCGGAUGAACUACCUGGAGGAUCAAUAUUACCAAGUAUACCUCGCGGCCGCCCAGUAUGGGGCACUGCGCCUGUUGACAGUGGGCCAGGAGUACCAGCGGCUAUGUCUCUAUUGCCGAGCGUCACAAUCGAGUCAGGCUUCUUAUCCCAUAUGUCAAACAAGAGAAUAGCCGAUUUUAGAAGUCUCUCAAUACCAGCUAUGUCCGCAUUAAAAUCUGAUGCUCUCAAUCUUGCCCCUAAAAGAAUCGGUUCCGACUCCGAACCACCUUUCGGACGAGGUAUUCUGAUAUCUCGGAAUUCACGAGGACGAGCGGUUGUUACCACAGUACCUUCAGCUAAUGCUAUCUAUAGAGACGUAUACACCUCUGUUUUCAAUCGAUCUCAUCUGUUACCGUUCUCUUUCGUUAUUCACGGGGACCAGCAAGAUGUAUUCUACUUUGUAAAGGAGGAUACCUGGCGAGCGGCUGACGAUAAACAACAAUUGAAACGUAUGCAAGGAAAACUAAAUGUCACCUUCCACGAAGUAGCGGAAGGUGGCCGGUCCUACGCCGAUGUAAAGAUUCACGGGCAGACGAGCAUAGUAAACCUACGUUAUGGUACGAGUGCCGAAAGAGAAAAACAACGUCUACUGCAUCACGCCCGGGCGUCCGCUAUACGUAAGGCUUGGCACAGAGAACGCGAAGCUCUACGUGCCGGUUUAGGCGGUUCCUUAGAUUGGUCAGCUGCGGAAUUAGAUGAAAUUCAAAAGGCCGGAUCGGCUGCGGGCUACGAGGGAGAGUACGUUCACGACGUGGCGCGUUACCCAGAGCUGGCCGAGGACCCGUAUAACGUUCGAUUUGUGAAGAAGCGCUCCGACCGCGCCGAGCGGCGAAGACGGAAGCGCGAGGACUGCCGCGCGCCGUGGUGGCUCGCCUGGGACGACCUCUGCUAGUGACGUGUCGCCAUCCAUAUGCCAAAUCGUAUGAAUGUAAAUCGAUGUGUGUGAACGAUGAGGGACGUUUGUGUGUGUGCGUGAAAUAUAUUUUGUAAAUAGUCUCUAUUCAUUGUUAAUUGUUGAUGUAUGUAUGUACGGUAGAUGCGAAUCCCUAUCGCUAUGUAAAUAUUAAAUUUUAAUUUGCAGGGAGAGAAUGGACCUUUUGAGAGGACUGAUAUUAAAUAAAUGUAAUGUAUGUAAAAAUAAGACGAUCUAUGUGAAUAUGAAAUUAUUUAUACUUAUUUAUCGGUAAAAAGCUUCAAUUGUGUCCAAUGUUCUUAUAAAAUUUAGAUGAAGACUAUUUGAAAGAAUAAUAAAAAGCAUACUUUUUUAACCAAAUCAAA
Melitaea cinxia (Glanville fritillary) is the source of this 8438-nucleotide messenger RNA. RefSeq names its product teneurin-a (gene Ten-a). NCBI's taxonomy places the organism in Eukaryota, Metazoa, Arthropoda, Insecta, Lepidoptera, Nymphalidae. The coding region runs from base 1 to 8052 and encodes 2683 amino acids. The transcript has 23 exons. Gene Ontology annotation, biological process: motor neuron axon guidance. The record is from RefSeq and is a predicted model, not a curated record.